AUGAGCAGAGUCGCCGCAUGUACCCUCAAUGGACUGGCAGAAGAGAUAGAAGGUAAGCAGGAGCCCGAAUACCUGGAUCCCCGCGGUAGCCCGCUUGUCCCGAGAUCAGCUCACUCAUGCGACCUUUCGCCUCGCUUCUCUAGGGGUAUCCCCCUGUACCUGUUCGAGAUCAGGCAGCUCGACUCCAAGGCAGUCGCGGAAUACGAGCGGCGCGGCGCGGCAAGCACUUUUAGCAACGCCAAGCCGGAUGGCAAGACGGCGCCGGGCCUCCUGCGCCUAUUUGCGCUGUACGAGAACCUCACCCACUUCGUCAUGCCUUUCUGCUCCCAGCUUCAGGAUCGCGAGAAUCUUUAUCAUUGGCGCGCCCGUCUUUUCUCGACCGUUUGGGGCUGGAUCAAGCGCUGGUUCGACCCCAUCACCGUAUCCAAAAUCUUUAUUCUCGGAUCGCACGAAGUCGAGUCGACCCUCCGACAGUUCAUCUACCCCAAGAACAUCCCCAAGCAGUACGGCGGCGAGCUCGAAUUCGGCUGGGGCCAGCUCCCCACACUCGACCCGGCGUGGGAUGGCAUCGUGGAGUGGGCAGGCGAACACCGUGGCUUCCCGUCGGGUCCUCACGUCUGGCGCGAGCUAGACGGAGGAAAGAAGCUAGAGUGCAUCGGCGUUGGAUCGGUGGCGGGGAAGCAGCGCGAGGAGAGGAUAUGCGUGGUACACAAGGACAACGUGUGGGGCGGCCAGGCUUUCUGCCAGACCAAGAGCCCCGUCGUGGGCUCGCAAGACGCGGCCGGCACAGAGGCCGCGGCCCUGAGCGGUGAAAUCGACAAGCUGGCGCUUUCGGAGCCCGACGAGAAAGAGAAGGCGAUCGAGGUGAACGGCGCAACCGAUAAGACGGCUUCGGCUGCUCUGCCCACUACCGUUGCGUAA
This is a messenger RNA of Parascedosporium putredinis, 921 nucleotides long. NCBI's taxonomy places the organism in Eukaryota, Fungi, Ascomycota, Sordariomycetes, Microascales, Microascaceae. The record is from the annotation of a GenBank genome assembly.